Molecule: messenger RNA, 519 nt
Organism: Lachnellula hyalina
Lineage: Eukaryota; Fungi; Ascomycota; Leotiomycetes; Helotiales; Lachnaceae
Gene: CTR2
Product: Copper transport protein
Exons: 4
Coding region: 1-519 (172 amino acids)
Biological process (GO): copper ion transmembrane transport
Cellular component (GO): membrane
Molecular function (GO): copper ion transmembrane transporter activity
Source: RefSeq, a predicted model, not a curated record
AUGGACCACGCGCACAUGGACCACAGCGGAAUGGACCAUAGCGGAAUGGAUCACGGCGGACACGCCAUGCCAGCAAUGUGUAGCAUGAACAUGCUCUUCACUUGGGAUACCAACAACCUCUGCCUCAUCUUCCGCUGGUGGCACGUCCAAACCACACCCGGUCUCAUACUCUCCCUCCUCGCCGUCGUCGCCCUAACCGCCGCCUACGAAUUCCUCCGAUCACUGAGUCGAAGAUAUGAGGCGUUUGCUGCAGAGAAGGCAGAAGAGUCACCGAAUGAAUCUGUUGCUGAGAGAACCCCUUUGGUUUGGUCAGGACGCAACCAGGUUGAAGUGAGCCAAAGGGCACAUAUUAUCAAGGCCGCGCUAUAUGCCAUCCAGAACUUUUAUGCUUUUAUGCUCAUGUUAUUGUUCAUGACCUACAACGGCUGGGUAAUGCUCUCCGUCGCCGUCGGCGCAUUCAUCGGUUUCUUGCUAUUUGGAAAUAACACAAGCUCUACAAAGGACGGGGCGUGUCAUUGA